This is a messenger RNA of Ogataea polymorpha, 1502 nucleotides long. RefSeq lists its product as uncharacterized. Gene Ontology annotation, biological process: L-proline biosynthetic process. Bases 119 to 952 code for a protein of 277 amino acids. Lineage: Eukaryota; Fungi; Ascomycota; Pichiomycetes; Pichiales; Pichiaceae. Gene Ontology annotation, molecular function: pyrroline-5-carboxylate reductase activity. The record is from RefSeq and is a predicted model, not a curated record. The transcript has a single exon.
AUCCCAUUACAUUUUAGCUUUAUCAUGAAUACGGGGUCCACCCUCGCACCAAGUGAGUUUUUGAACGAACGCUAAUUAGUUUUCAUUCUUCUAAGAUCUGCUGCUCACUACUAUCAACAUGCCGCUGGAAAAUUAUACUCUCACUAUUCUUGGUUGCGGAACGAUGGGGACAGCUGUGCUGGCUGCUAUGCUGCAAACCAAGUUUGAACCUUACCCAGCGAAAAUCAUCUGCUGCACUAACUCUGAGAAGUCCGCCCUUAAGUUGAAAGAAACCUAUGGGGACAAGAUUGAAGUUUCUUUCGGUGCUGCUAACAAUGCCAAGGCCGUCGGGGAAGCUGAGGUCCUCAUGCUGGGAUGUAAGCCUUUCCUCUGUGAACAAGUGUACGACCAAGUCAAAUCCCAUCUACCAGGAGACCAGCUUGUGAUUUCUUUGCUGGCUGGCUGGUCAAUCGAUCAAUUGAGAAUAUGGUCACCUAAAGCCGGAAAAAUUGCUCGUGUGAUGACUAACACUCCUGCUAAGUUUGGCUGUGGUGUGGCCGUGGUGUCAUUCUCCGACGAGUGUCUUCCUCACGAGGAUUUCGUGCUGAAGAUUGUCGGCGGGGUUGGAACCGCCAUUAAGCUUCCCGAAAGAAACCAAGACGCCGCUACCGCAUUAGUUGGAUCGGGUGUCGCGUUUUCUCUGCUAUUCAUGGAAGCUCUGACAGAAGGAGGAAUCAGAAUGGGCAUUCCGGCUGCUAUUGCCCAAGAAUGUGCUGCUAAAGUGAUGGAAGGUACUGCCAAGAUGGUCAAAGAAACUGGCCAGCACCCAGGCGCCUUGAAACUUGCCGCUUGUACCCCUGGUGGCUGUACCAUUGGCGGCUUGUUGGUGAUGGAAGAUAAGGGAGUCAGGAGCGGUGUGAGUCGUGCGGUCGAGGAGGCUACCAACAUUGCCUCUCAAUUGGGUAAAAAGUAAUCUAUUUGUCUUCAAACUCCCUCAUAAUCUUUUUCAUUUCAAUUUCCUGUAGGUCCUUGCUGAGUUUUUCCUCCUCUUCCUCAUUGAGCUCGCCUCGUUCGUACUUAUCUUUUAACUCCAAAGCCCUCUUCUGCUCAUUUUUGGCUCUUUCCACUUUCUCUUCCCUCAACGAGCUGAAAAUCAAGACAGAAAACCAGAUCUCCAUAAAGCAGUAGCCAAAGAUCAACGAAUUGGAAAUUAUUGGGUUUCCUCCCAUGUAUGAGUAGAACACUAGAGCAAAGUGGACGAGGAGUCUCGUUGGGAUAGUGGCCUCAAAAUAACCGUGGUUCCCAUCCAGAAGAGGCACUAAAUCGCUCAGCGCGGUCAUGAACAAGAGCAAUGCCAGGGCCCCGUAGAUAGACGAUCCUUCUGUCGUUAACAAAAGGGGCAUAUUCAUGGACGAGGCAAGGAUAAUCAACCCUUCAUACUCAAGCACUGACUUGGGAUCUGUGAUCAAUAGAUAUGACACAAAUGCAUAGAAGGCAACUCUGAUAGAAUUCACGAGUUUAGA